CUAAGGCCAAAGUGCACGCCAUCUUGACCCGGGUCCCUCUUCCCCCUCCCCCUCCCCACUCUUCCCCCUCCACGAUGUCCGACUUUACCGACGUUGAUCGUUGGAUUGACCAGCUGAGCCGCUGCGAGAAGCUCUCGGAGUCCGACAUCCGCAAGCUUGUCGAGAUGGCCCGCGAGGUUCUCAGCAAGGAGGAGAACGUCCAGCAGGUUAACUGCCCGGUCACCGUUUGCGGCGAUAUCCACGGCCAGUUCCACGACCUUCAGGAGCUCUUCCGCAUUGGUGGCGAGCUCCCCAACACCAACUACCUGUUCAUGGGUGACUAUGUCGACCGCGGGUACUACUCGGUCGAGACGGUUACCCUGCUGGUGGCCCUCAAGCUGCGCUACCGCCACCGCAUCACCAUUCUGCGCGGAAACCACGAGUCCCGCCAGAUUACCCAGGUCUACGGUUUCUACGAUGAGUGUCUGCGCAAGUAUGGCAACGCCAACGUGUGGAAGAUGUUCACCGACCUCUUUGACUAUCUUCCCCUGACGGCGCUCAUUGAGAACCAGAUUUUCUGUCUCCAUGGCGGUCUCUCGCCUUCGGUCGACACCCUGGACCACAUCCGGCUGGUGAACCGUGUCAUUGAAGUCCCCCAUGAGGGUGCCAUGUGUGACCUCCUCUGGUCCGAUCCGGAUGACCGCCUCGGCUGGGGCAUCUCCCCCCGUGGUGCCGGCUACACCUUCGGCCAGGAUGUCUCCGAGCAGUUCAACCACAACAACGGCCUGACCCUGAUUGCCCGCGCCCAUCAGCUUGUCAUGGAGGGCUACAACUGGUGCCACGAGCGCAAGGUGGUCACCAUCUUCAGUGCCCCCAACUACUGCUACCGCUGUAACAACCAGGCCGCCAUCAUGGAGAUCGACGAGCACCUGAAGUACACCUUCCUCCAGUUCGAUCCGGCCCCCCGCCGCGGCGAGCCUCACGUCUCGCGCAAGACUCCGGACUACUUCCUCUGAUCGUGUGCCAUCCCCCCCCCCCUCUUCCGGGGCGAUGCCAGCCUUGUGCUUGUCUUGCCGUUCCACACGCGGCCCAUUGUGGCACCGCUCGUCUUCCCAUGGCGACCGCGGCCUGAUGGUGAUGCCCCGUUCCCGGUGAGAAUGGCAUGGUUGGCAUUUCUGCGACGAGAAGGGGCAGGCAUGCCUCGUGCGCGCGCGCCAUGCGCCACGCGUCGCGCGCAUAUGCGUAGAAAAGCGCGAAGGGGAGGGAGAGGGGUCGCGAGCAGCGGGCGGGGGCGUGCACAUGCAUCCCCCCCCUCCCCCCCCCCCCUCCCCUCUUUCUCUGGCCUCAUGCCCCCGCUUUUUAUCCCUUCUGUGCAAAUGCGCACGCACGCGCAUGCUGGGGCUGUUUUCUUUUUUUGCCGCCCAUGCCUCCUCCUCGUCCUCCCCCCUCCCUGGGUACAUGGCCCUCCUUUUCCUCGCCUGAUGGCCUGUGUAUCUCUCAUACGCGCCUUCACAGUAUGCAUGCCACGCCUCCUCCAGCCUCCCCUCCUCUCUCCAGGGGGGGGGGGGGGAGCUGUGUAUGCUGGUUCGUCGAGAAAAAGGGGCAAUGCCCCAGCGGCUGUAGCUUAUUUUGCACUCUUUCAGAACCCGUGAACUGUUUUCUUGUGCUCAGAAACAGCCCCAACACUGUGUGUAUAUUUGGAUUGUCCACUCAGUUACAGGGAUCUAUUCACCCACCAGUGUCUUGACAUUGCGCCUCCUUCUCUUCCUCCUUCCCCUCCCUCCCUCCCUCCCUUCCCUUGUGCGUAUGCAGCAGCAGCGCGGUGCCCUCCAAGCCCUUGUUGCGCGCGCCGGCCCGCUGCUGCCUACUACCCCCCUUCCUGCCUUCUCUCCCCCCAGACACAAUAAAAAAAACAUACAUACACAUA
Fonticula alba is the source of this 1906-nucleotide messenger RNA. Its product is annotated as serine/threonine-protein phosphatase 2A catalytic subunit alpha isoform. Gene Ontology annotation, molecular function: protein serine/threonine phosphatase activity. Gene Ontology annotation, cellular component: cytosol. NCBI's taxonomy places the organism in Eukaryota, Rotosphaerida, Fonticulaceae. The transcript has 8 exons. Gene Ontology annotation, biological process: peptidyl-serine dephosphorylation; mitotic cell cycle. The record is from RefSeq and is a predicted model, not a curated record. The coding region runs from base 75 to 995 and encodes 306 amino acids.